AUGGCAUUGUCAAGCGUUCUGGAUUCCGUGGCCGCCAUCACGACGCUCACUCUCAGGAUCACUGCGGUGAUUUUCACAAGAUUUCAUCCUCUAGGACGAAAGUAUCUCAACCGCAUCUACGGCAACUCUGCGGUUUACGUGCUUUACCUCAUCGCAAAACUCUUCUCGGGCAACUCUCAGCCUAAGCGCCGUCAUCCAAGUUUGCUGCUCCUAUGUGGCUGGGUUGACUCAAGACAGCUUCUUGCGAGCUUCAUUACCGUUGUGCUGAAUCUACUGUCUCUGGGCGCUGUUUGGGACUUCCUGUAUCGAAGUCAUUACCUUCAUCAGAGCAACGACAUCUCAUUCUCUCGUGUGGGUUACGUCGACGAGACCUCAGCGCGCAUCGUUGCCCGUGCCCCAAUUGCGCCUAUCACACAUGUCCAAAUUAGACUUACUUCGGCGGAGGAAGAUGCAGAGCAGCCAAAGUCUCAGGUCAUCACUGUGACCGACGCAAACGACUAUACCGGCACAUUCCUUUUUGAAGAACUCGAAGCCAAUACUGAGUACUAUUACACUACUAAUGCAAGCCAUGCAGGCUCGUUCAAGACAGCAGCCAGAGACCCCAAGCGAUGGAGUCUAGUGUCAACUAGUUGCAUAAAGCCUUUUUACCCUUACAGCCCGGUGGAUCAUGGUGUCAGAAUCAAGGGGCUCGAAUACCUAGACCAAUAUCUCAUGCAGAAGCCAGUAGACAUGAUGCUCUUCCUCGGCGACUUCAUCUACAUCGACUUACCCAUCGCCCUGGGCUGGACCCCUGAGGACUACACCACCGCCUACCGCCAGGUUUACGCUUCGCCAAGCUGGACGACGGCACUCCGCUCCCUGCCAUGGCUCCAUCUCUACGACGAUCAUGAAAUCAUCAACGACUGGGCCGCCAACGAGACAGGGUUGUAUCAAUCUGCCAUGCAGCCAUUCUGGGCCUACCAGGGGCACGCGAACCCCUCGUCGCAGUUCGGCCUCGGCAAGACGCAUUACAUCUUCCGCAGGGGGGACAUCUCCUUCUUCGUCCUGGACACCCGACGAUACCGAUCUGCGGAAUCCAUGGACGAUGGGCCCGGCAAGACGAUGCUGGGCCCCGCCCAGCUCGCAGAUCUCCAGGCGUGGCUGGCGUCCGAAGAAGCAUGGAAGGUCGUCGUGAGCAGCGUGCCCUUCACGCGAAAUUGGAGGGGACCCGAUUCGGCCGACAGCUGGUCCGGAUACCUCCACGAGCGGGAGCAGGUCUUGGACAUGAUGAGGUUGACCGAGGGAGUGGUUAUCUUGAGUGGGUUCUACGAACCGUUCACUCGGUAUCACAGGCAGAUCGAGGACACGGACGUCUCUGUGCAUUCGCAUUCUUGGGGCAGCUCCAAGUUUGGCGUUGUUUCCUUCGACACUUCGGAAGAUGAUCGCUUGGUCGUGGACUACGACUUGGUGGUUCAAGGGCAGAAGACGUGGAAUUACACCUGGACUUAUCAGCGAUAG
Molecule: messenger RNA, 1497 nt
Organism: Colletotrichum chrysophilum
Lineage: Eukaryota; Fungi; Ascomycota; Sordariomycetes; Glomerellales; Glomerellaceae
Exons: 3
Coding region: 1-1497 (498 amino acids)
Source: RefSeq, a predicted model, not a curated record